AUGGAGUAUCUACAUGAAUCAUCUUUUCCUGUUACCAAGUCCGAAUUAGAAAUUUUCACAGUGCCACCAACCCAAACUGCAAUUGAAGCGUCAUAUGAAGUAGAGUACAGACCUUCAGCUAGCCUUGAAAAUGGUAGUACUUAUGAGAUACAUGUACCAUCAAGUGAUGAUUUCACUGAUCUUCAAGCAACAAUGCUACAUAUUGUUGCAUCAGUUGUUACACCAAAUAAUGGAAGAAUUCUAGAAGAUAAAGUUCAAACUGUUGAAAACUUUGGCAACUCAUUGUUUGAGCAGAUUGAUUUAUUUCUUGGGACAAUUAACACUUCACAAGCUAAUAACCUUUAUCACUACCAAUCAUGGUUCGAAGACACAUUUUUUCGACCCCCGAAUAAAGUGGAUGUUGGUAGAAUGGAAGGAAAAGAAAAAACUAGAAUAUUGAAUCAAGAAUUUGACUUAUACUUUCGAAUACAUUUACCACUUUGUGAACAAGAUAAACUUAUGUUGAAUAACAUGCCUAUGACAUUUCGAUUCACAAGAUCAUCGGAGAGUUUUCCUUUAAUGAGACUUGAUGAUAAAGAUGAAACAAGCUAUAAAGUUAAGAUUAAUUCAAUGUCAUUGCAUAUCAAAAGAAUCAAACUAUUUCCUGAUACUCAACUCAGCUUAUUAAAUGCCUUACAAAAAUCUCCAGCAAAAUAUUUCAUCACAAGAAACGAGACAAGAAUAUUUGCUAUUGGAAAUAACAUGACUGCAGCUACUGUUGAUAAUCUAUUUUCUGGUAUUUUACCUAGAAGAGUAAUUAUUGGAUUCGUUGAUGAACAAUCUCACUCUGGAACAUUAGAGCAUAACCCUUAUGAAUUCAAGUCAUUCAACACUAAUUUUAUUGCACUUUAUGUAGAUGGAAACAUGAUACCAAGUAUCCCUUAUACUCCGAAUUUUCAAAACAAAACCUACAUGCGAGAGUUUGUUAAUCUUUAUCGAUUUUUCAACCAAGAUGAAGGCCAUCCUCAACUAGAUUUGUCAUAUGAAGACUAUGGGAAAGAGAAAACCCUAUUUGCUUUUGAUUUAUCACCCGAUAAUUCAAUUGGUGCUGAAAAUGGGACAUUAUCUUUAGUCAAACGUGGUGUUAUAAGAAUGAGUGUUAAAUUCAGCAAGACAUUAACAACUCCAGUGAAAGUAGUUGUAUUUGGUCAAUUUGACAAUCUUAUCACUGUUGAUAGAGAUAGAGCUGUUGUUCUGGAUUACUAA
This is a messenger RNA of Panonychus citri (citrus red mite), 1245 nucleotides long. RefSeq lists its product as uncharacterized. The transcript has a single exon. The record is from RefSeq and is a predicted model, not a curated record. Lineage: Eukaryota; Metazoa; Arthropoda; Arachnida; Trombidiformes; Tetranychidae. Bases 1 to 1245 code for a protein of 414 amino acids.